UUCCUUUGCAGACCUGCUGAAUCAAAAAUCCAGCCACUUGGAUCUAGAGAUGUGAUUCCUGUUGGUAGGAGGAUUUUUGCUCUGGUGCUAACUUACAACUUCAACAUCUCUCGUUCAGUGGAGAUUUCACCUGAGAACCCUCUGCUUGGAGAGUAUCUGUAUGAGUCGGAGUAUGAGGGGCAGCUAUGGAUGCUCUAUGAUUCCAAUAAACGUCUUGUUGCC
This is a messenger RNA of Darwinula stevensoni, 222 nucleotides long. NCBI's taxonomy places the organism in Eukaryota, Metazoa, Arthropoda, Ostracoda, Podocopida, Darwinulidae. The record is from the annotation of a GenBank genome assembly.